GUCUCGAUUUACCUUCCCCCGCGAAGACGGUGGGCGGCGCAAGAUCGCAGAAGGAGCGGCACGAGCCUCGGGAGCCGUUUCCAACGGUGUUGAUUCCCUAAGGGAAAAAAAAAGGAAAAAGCAAGCAGUUUGCCCCCAAGAAGGCAGAGAGAAAAUUUUCCAGACAAAAUCGAAGCAAGAAAUCACAGUAUGGAAAUUCCGGCAAACAAAGGUUGCCCUUCGCAGAGCAACAGAGAUUCUGAUCACCGAGCAUCUCCUGGGGAUGAUCAGAACUUUGCAGCCUCAGAUAUGUGCAACUUUGGGACAGUUGGCAGUUCCCCUAGGGGUCACACAUAUUGGGGAGAACAAAUGUCAGGAGUCCCAAAUUCACACAACUAUUCCCUGAGCAGGAAAGGAACAUUUCAAUCACCUUCUCGUAGGGAGGAAGAAUCUUGGCAUCCAGGUCAAAAUGGUUUGGUGGAUAGACACAGGUCUAAAGUGGGGGCCCCUCUCUCCUGCUGCUGGGGUGAAUUAAAGACAGAAAGCCCAGCCACAAAAACGGGGAGCAAGGUUACCCAAGAUUUUAACCAAGGCACUGAAAAACUGGGGGACUUGGAUGCUGAAAAUGGCACCCCCAACAGAGAGGAGUCCUCCAAUGACCAACAGUCCCAUUACAAAAAUGGAAAUUAUAAAUCAUCUUGUUCAAACGUAGUGACCGAUAGUCCCAUGGAGGAGGAAGACUCUGCUGUGCUUGCCAUGUUCCACGCUGUGGCCAACAGCCACUUGGCAGUCCAGAGCCAACAGAAGGAUGAGCCAGAUUUUACAGCAGUCCAGAAAUUGGACAUUUUACGGAAUUUAUACCACACCAAACCUCUGAUCUUCCUGGAGCGCUUCCGAACGGUAUUGCGCGAAGAAGACUUGCCCUGUUUCCACCAUCUCUCUGGCAAUUAUGAGGCAGAUUUUUACUGCGCUGAAGUCCGCAAAGCAAACCUGGGCAAAACCCUACACACUAGGGUGAGGAACAAGCGCUACGCAGCUUUGCAACAACUCAUCAGAGGUGGGGAAUAUUUCAGCGAUGAACAAAUGAGGGGCCGGGACCCCCUCCUUUAUGAACAGUACAUCGGGCAAUAUCUGAGCGAUGAGGAGCUGCAGGAGCUGGGCCACUGUAAACUGGAGGCUUCCUGCUCCCUCUCGGGCAUCCUCCUAGAUUCCUACCAAGAGAAGGUCAUCCAGCAGCGGUUGCUGAUCCAGCAAGAGCAGGAAGAGGCCUGCCAAGAGGAGGAGGAGGAAGACAGUGACCAGGACAGCAGAGACCAAGAUUUUAACCCCGAUGCAGACGAAUGGGUCCCCGAUGAGGAGGAGAAGGCUUUUCUGCGGGAAGAGUUCACGAGCCGUAUGUACCAGCGCUUCCUGGAGGGCAAGGAUCUGGACUUCAACUACAGUGAAGUCGACGAGAACCCCGAGUUCGAUAACCUCGACAUCGUCUCGCGAGACGAGGAAGAACGUUACUUCGACGGGGAGGAACCCGAAGCCGCCGACGGCAUGGAAACGGAGGAGGCGGAACGAAGCGUUUAAGUUUCCCUGGGACGGAGGUGAGGCGAAGGCCCCCCGGGGCGCCCUGCGGCGGGGGCAACGAAACCAAGGAUGCGCGCGUGGGGCGGUAACACCCCCCCUCCCCCCAUUCUUGUUUUCUUCACCUGGCCUGAAUUGGGUGGAAGAAUCAGCUUCUCCCCUUCACAGCAAAGGAAGUGUUGAAAUCGGAACCGGCUGGCAAGGGAAGUUGGGAAGGCCCAGGCCCAUUUCGUAGCCGGUUUGGGGAAAUAAACUGCUAUGCUUCCUGAAUUCUUCUGGG
Molecule: messenger RNA, 1831 nt
Organism: Notechis scutatus (mainland tiger snake)
Lineage: Eukaryota; Metazoa; Chordata; Lepidosauria; Squamata; Elapidae
Source: RefSeq, a predicted model, not a curated record